GGCUGUCAGGAGGUAGCUGGGUGGCAGGGACGGGGGGGAAGCCACCUGAGAAAGCCAUGUAAGAUCUCUGGCUAAUCCAGACACAAAAAUCCUAAUUCCUCCAUAAAUCCCAACAAAGAAUGAGCUUCAUGGAUGAUCCAUCCCUGGAUUAAACAGACAGCUCAGCAGCUCCAUGGAGAUCACCACAGAACAAACCCUCUGAAGUUCAUCUCACACCUGAAUGUCAGGUGAAAGUGACGUCAUUAUCUCCGGACAGGUAAAAGGAAACUUUAGAAACCUCCCUUCCUUAGUUUUUGGGAUUUGUGCGUCUUCGGAAUGAGCGGUGGUCGCUUCGAGUUUGACGACGGUGGGGCUUACUGUGGGGGCUGGGAGGGGGGCAAAGCCCACGGCCACGGAAUCUGCACCGGACCCAAGGGCCAGGGGGAGUAUUCGGGCUCCUGGAACUACGGCUUCGAGGUGGUCGGGGUCUACACCUGGCCCAGCGGGAACACCUAUGAGGGCUACUGGUCACAGGGCAAGCGCCACGGGCUGGGGGUGGAAACCAAAGGACACUGGAUCUACAGAGGAGAAUGGACCCAUGGCUUCAAAGGGAGGUACGGGGUCCGGGUCAGCGUGGGCAGCGGCGCGAGGUACGAAGGAACCUGGAAUAACGGACUACAGGAUGGAUACGGGACGGAAACCUACGCAGAUGGAGGUACUUACCAGGGUCAGUUCACUGGUGGAAUGCGCCAUGGCUACGGUGUACGGCAAAGCGUUCCCUACGGCAUGGCAGCAGUUGUUCGUUCCCCUCUCCGUACGUCUUUAACUUCACUUCGCAGCGAGCACAGCAAUGGUGCAGUUCUACAACAAGAUGUUCCAGCUAUAACCACCACCAAUGCCUCAGGGGAAGAAACGCCAGUCUCCACCCCUUCCCAGCUGGGACCAUCCCGCGGAGGCUUUGCUCUCACUCUCCAGGUGGAUCCUGAGGCAGUGAAGCCCAAGAAGAAGGGUCUGUUCAGAAGGGGCUCCCUGCUGGGUAAGCUGAAGAAGUCUGAAUCAAGCACAUCGCUUUCCAGCCAGAAGAGCAAGAUCAGCUUCUUGAGGACGGAGUCGGCCCUGAGUUCCAACAUCAGCGAUACCAACUCCACCAUCAGCGGAGACGAGAGCCUGGCCGGAGCGGAGGAUUUCCCCCCCGUGGAGGCUGACAUUGACGCCACCACCACCGAGGUCUACAUGGGCGAGUGGAAGAACGACAAACGCUCGGGAUAUGGAAUAAGCGAACGAUCCAGUGGCCUGAAGUAUGAGGGCGAGUGGCUCAACAACCAGAGACACGGCUAUGGCUGCACCACAUUUGCUGAGGGAGGGAAGGAGGAAGGCAAGUACAUGAACAACAUGUUGGUGAAGGCCAUGAAGAAGAGGGUGAUCCAGCUAAAGGGAACCAAGAUCAAGCAGAAAGUGGAGCGGGCGGUCGAGGGAGCACAGAGGGCAGCGGCCAUUGCCAAACAGAAGGCAGAGAUCGCUGCCUCCAGAACUGCCCAUGCAAAGGGCAAGUCGGACGGCGCUGAACAGGCUGCCCAGGCCUCCAACAGCGAGUCCAGUAUUGCCAGACUGGUUGCCAAAGAGCUGUCGCCUUCUUUCUAUCAGCCAGGCCCUGAGUACCUGAAGAAGAGGGCUUUGCUAGAGGCGGUGGAAGACGGCGAGAACCCAGAUACUGAAAUACACGAGCCCCUGCUAGCAGAAGAGGAACCUCUGCUUGCAGAUGAAGAGCCCCCGCCAACACCACCUGAGAGUCCAAUACUAAAUGAACUGGCCGGUCUCAUGCCUGGCUCGUCUCCAGCACGAACCCCCUCCCCGAGCCCCGCCAUAAUCAGCAAGGAGGACCCCAAACUCCUUGGUCCAAGAGCCUGGAAUGAAGACAAAUCCAUUAAAAGUACCAGCAGUAAGGGUAGCGUCAAACCUAGCAGUGUGCCUAGCAGUAGGUCCAUCACUCCUUCGGUUUCAACUGCUGCACAUGGCCUGGCUGCAGCUGAGGCUGAAGCAGCCUCUGGUAGUCGUCAACCGUCACGCUCCCCGAGUCGUCUGAGUAACAAGAUCGAGCAGGGCUCAGACUUAGAGAUCAAACCACUUCAGAAAUUUGACUCUGAGGCAAUGUCUCCAGAUGUCACUCCAGCUGUUCCAGAAAUGAAUAGCUUAAGUUCACCUGAUGAAGAAGAAACGGCCCCCCCUCGUGAUACCAACAUACCCCCAAAAGCUGUGACCCCUGAGCCCAAAGCCCCCGAGGCAAAAACCGAAAGAUCUCUGCCGGUCCCUGAGCGACCACCAUCCACCUCUGAGAGGAAAAGGCCAUCCAGGGAGGGGAGCCGGCCAGGCAGCAAAGCAGAGACAAGACCAAUACCAAAGCGGCAACCGAGUCCAGCUCCACCUUCCAAACGACAACCGAGUCCAGCGCCGCCUCAAAAACGACAUUCAAGUCCUCCUCCACCUCCAAAAGCCAUUGCUAAUCAUGAACCUAAUGCCGUUCCAAAGGCAGUUGAAAUCAAAGCAGCAUUUGCAAAACCAGCAGCUAGGUUCCUGGUGUCGAGUAAACAGGGAACGGCAGAGUCUUCAGACCUGGAGGGCCCAAACACCAUCAUGGUGUGUAUGGUGAUCCUGCUCAACAUCGGCCUGGCUAUUCUCUUCGUCCACAUUUUGUCCUGAGCUGUUUUUCACCACAUCAGGUCACAGGUGGCGUUGGACCCUGAUGGCGUCGCUCCUCCACCUCAUGGACCAGAGAUCAGACACACCACUGACGGCUGGCGGGAGCCUCCUGCUGUGGGUUUGGGUUGGUGUAACUGUGAGAGGUUCUGUGAAGCUCUUGUUUUUAGCAAAGCGUUUUGGGGGGAGACUGAAGGACAGUGGCGAGCUGACGUGUGACUGUUGCUUUAAAGUUGCCGGUUUAGAUGGUAGAGCAAGUCUUGGAGCUGGGUUGGCCUCCAGAAUUCAACUUUGUCACAGUGUGUCACCAGGGUGCUGUCGUUUUUGCAGUAUGGGUUGUCCUACUUUUAAUACACCGAGUGAUCCUCACCACCGUGAAUCAGAUCAGCACACGCCGCCUCGACGUGCAUGCUUUUUAUUUUGGUCACUUCAGACGAAGGAUGCUGAAAACUCCAACUGACUGAACGUUGGCUCUGGUUCGCCUCCACUCUGCCCUCAUACAGCUUCCUGUGGCGGAAAACUUCUUCUGUUUUUGACGAUUUUGUGUCAAACAUCUAAAAAAGGUUCUCCCCAUGCAGAAACGACACUUUUAUCAUGGAUAACAUCACCGACGUCCGACAGAAAGGCCACAGGGAUUUACUGUAUGUGUGUGAGUUUUUAAUUCUGCUGCUUUUGUUGUUUGUUUAAGGAGGAAAUAAAAGGUUAAGAAAGAGAAAAGGGAGUAAUGAUGAUGUUUGAGUGUCCCUGCUGAUGCUUUUGUCCUGCUUGUCCUUGUGGAGCCGCUCUGUUUUCAAACGAGCUUCCAGGUUAUGGUGAUGUCUGCAGAAUCAUCUAAAAGCAAUCACUGUAUGUUUUUACUAAGGGUGCUGAAACUGUGCAUUGGUAUUCCUGCAGCAGGUUCAGAAUGAUCAAUAUGUCUGCAUUGUGUUUAGCUUUUACAGCCAAAUAUUUGUAUGCAGGGGGUCAUUUUCUGUACUUUUUUAUUUUUUCUGGUUGUGCAUCUGUUCAUCUUUCAAACAAUUCUGCUGUUUUGCUUUUUCUCUUUUUAGCUAAAAGAAUUACGCCACCCUAAAUACUAAAUUUAUUUACCUCACAAUAGUUAGUUUGAGAAAAAAAAACACAGAAAGAUUCUUAACUCCAUGUCUUACAGUGAAAAGACUUUUUUUUCUUAGUUUAGGAGGUCGAGAAGAAGUACUUACCUGAAGCCGAUCUGCCUUUGAGUUUGAUGAAGUUGUUGUUGAUGAAGGAAAAAACGGCUAAAAGUAUUUGCAUUUAAAUAAAGAUCCCAUCAAAACAUGAA
Molecule: messenger RNA, 3973 nt
Organism: Cyprinodon variegatus (sheepshead minnow)
Lineage: Eukaryota; Metazoa; Chordata; Actinopteri; Cyprinodontiformes; Cyprinodontidae
Gene: jph2
Product: junctophilin 2
Exons: 6
Coding region: 316-2676 (786 amino acids)
Cellular component (GO): sarcoplasmic reticulum; endoplasmic reticulum membrane; junctional membrane complex
Source: RefSeq, a predicted model, not a curated record